CCUGCACCACCUGCAACGAGACCUGGGAGUAGCCCGCUGCAUCUAGAACUUCUUGACUGGACGCGGGUGACCAGGGCAUUGAUCAUGGCAGACAGACUUGGAUCUGGCAGCCGUGCUGCACCUGCAAUUGUCCCAGUCUUGGUCGACGCAGAGCCACCUCCACCUCCGAUACGCCCUGCAUCUCCUCAGCCAAUCCUCCAAACUUUACUCUUCCAUCCGGGCAAUUGGGCAGAGUUCCGCUACAAUCUCUACGGUCACCAGGUUCGUCUUUUGCAAGUUUCUCUUGUUUUUGAGUCUGGCGGAAGACAGGAGCGCUGAUCCAGAAAUCUGCCAUAGUAUGACAUUCUUCAGUCGCGUCAAGAAACAAUGGCCCACGCAUUACAGAUUAUUGCCAUGAACCAACAGACCAUGAUCUCCCACAUGACAUCUGAGCUGCAAGAGUUGAAAGCCAUGUUUGUACCGUGGUACCUUCACAUAUCAUGGCACAGGCUAACUUGCCUUUCAGAGUCUCUCGCGGCACUCCUUUGGAGCGAAUUGAGCACCAGGAAUUCGGCUUACCCGCCUCGUUGGCCCCAGCUGGUCCCCUCAGUACCGCUGAGAAGCGCGAAGCAUCCAUGAUCUCGCAAGCCGCUUCAACGGACGCGAUUGAUGUCUUCCAACCUCCUGAUAUUGCCGAUGAGGUGGGAACCAAACGUAUCAAAGUCGAAGCAGAUGAAGCCAGGCCAAUCAAACAGAAGACGAAGAGAAUAAACAAUCAGACCUGGGUGGAGCUAGGACCUGCACUAAUGAGCUUGAGUCAAAAGUACGAGGACGAAGGAAAAGUUUCUGGCGAGCUGAGAAUGAUUAAGACUCGUAGUGGCAAGAUUGCCGUAAAAUCAGAGGCAUGGAAAGUAUAUAUUCUCUCCAAGGCUCCUGAAGGCUCAAGUCUGCGCAACAAAGUUCAAGGAUGGUCUUUGAGUGAGUGGGAAGAAUACUAUUUGAAAUGUAGUAAUUCUAUGAAUCCCCGAAAGCCGAGGCAGAAGAAAGAGGUGAAAGACGCAGGUAAGUCAGAUUACUGAUAUAAUUGCUAUCAUCCUAUUCCCGACUUCGCUUCGAUAUCAGGGUGGUACACGAGCUGACUCAGAAUUCCCGAAUCAGAGCCACCGGCAGACAAGAGCAAGAACGAGAACGAGAACGAGAAAGAGAAAGAGAAAAACGAAGACGUGCAAAACGAAGACCCGAAGAAAGUGGUCAGCGGAAGCGGGAAUGGCAGGAUGGAAGCGGUCGAGGUAUCUGUUGGCUGAAACAAUGAGCAUGGUUCUAGAUUACACACUGGCAUGAAUAUGGUUUGCGAGAAUAGACGAAUAUGGGGGAAUGAAAAUAGCAGAUGAAGAUUUGAGGGACAUAGAAAGAUAUUUAAGGGCUUGGCGCUUGCCAGCAAAUGAAGAUAAUGAACAUAAAAGACUAUAGCAUGCACAGCGCUUAGGGAGGAAUUAGGUGUAGG
This is a messenger RNA of Hymenoscyphus albidus, 1483 nucleotides long. Lineage: Eukaryota; Fungi; Ascomycota; Leotiomycetes; Helotiales; Helotiaceae. The record is from the annotation of a GenBank genome assembly.